Schistocerca gregaria is the source of this 1643-nucleotide messenger RNA. Its product is annotated as pupal cuticle protein 36a-like. The record is from RefSeq and is a predicted model, not a curated record. Gene Ontology annotation, molecular function: structural constituent of chitin-based larval cuticle. Bases 70 to 1107 code for a protein of 345 amino acids. The transcript is spliced from 5 exons. Gene Ontology annotation, cellular component: chitin-based extracellular matrix. NCBI's taxonomy places the organism in Eukaryota, Metazoa, Arthropoda, Insecta, Orthoptera, Acrididae.
UCCAUUCCUGGCGAUAGCGUCGUCAUUCGCACCGUGAUCUUCCAACCAGGGGCACUUAUCACAAGCAUCAUGAAACUGUUGGUGUUGGCAGCCCUCGUGGGUGUGGCGGCCGCUGGCCGCCUGGAUAACUCGUACCUGCCUCCCGCGGGUGCACCCUUGGCCGGUGGAGCACAAGGGGCCAUCGCAGCGCCAUUUGGCGGACCUGGAGCUGGUGGAGUCUUCGGAGCUAGAAGGCCUGGUUUCGGAGGUGCUGGUCUCGGUGGUGCUGGUUUAGGAGGACCUGGAGGUCUUGCUGGUGCAGGCCGAGGAGGUCUUGGUGCUGGACGAGGCGGCCUUGGCGCAGGUCUGGGAGGUGCAGGAACUGGCGCCGGUCUUGGAGGUCUUGGUGGACUUGGAGGUGCCGGUCUUGGUGCUGGCCGGGGAGGUCUUGGAGGCGCUGGUCUUGGUGCUGGCCGAGGUGCAGGCGCUGGUCUUGGUGGUGGUGCAGGCGCUGGUCUUGGUGGUGGUGCAGGCGCUGGUCUUGGCGGUGGUGCUGGAAGAUUCAUCCCAGGCGCUGCUGCUCCAAGUGGACCAGUCAUUCCCAUCCUCCGAUACGAAAAUGUCAACAACGGCGAUGGAAGCUACGCUUUCAGUUACGAGACUGGAAACGGCAUCGCUCAGGACGAGCAGGGCUACCUGAAGAAUGCCGGAAUUCCUGAUGCUGAGGCGGAGACCGUGCAGGGCCGCUACACAUACACUGGAGACGACGGCGCGCAGUACACCGUCACCUACACCGCCGAUGAGAACGGCUUCCAGCCACAGGGUGCCCACCUGCCCACUCCACCACCAAUCCCCGAGGAGAUCCUGCGCUCCCUGGAGCAGAAUGCCGCUGAGGAGGCCGCUGCCAUCCGGGCUGGAGGAGUUGUCGGUGGCGACUACAGUGGCGCCGGUGGUGCUGGAACUGGAGCUGGUACAGGCUUUGGGGGUCGCCCAGGAGCUGGAACUCCAUUCGGCGGAGCCCCUGGUGCUGGAGUCUUCGGACGGCCCGGUGCUGGAGCUCGCCGGCCAGGUGCCCAGCCCAGCUACUCGGCGACCAGCGGUUACUCCUACCCUAACCCUGGCAAGUAAGCGCCUGGAGCUUUCCAGCUGGCCUCACCUAGCUGGACAUAACCAGUGCCUCCUCAGUCCACUGCCCACCUAGUACUCUCACACACGAAUGCGGGCUUCUUUUGCCACUGUGUCGACUGCACAGACUCUGACAAGUAUACCUGACGAAUUCACUGUUGUCUUAGUGGAACUUAAAGCCAACACGACAGUCGAAAGCCUUCUCGCUGUGUCCUUCUACCUUCUAAAUAUUAGUGCACAGCGGAAUAUACUUCAAGAUUUAGUGCGCUAUGACAAUAUUUUGGUGCUCCUACUGACUAUUUCUAUCUCGCGAAAACAUCGAUUGUAAAUAUCUUAAAUUAUUUCUUACUCCUUUUCUAUUUUCUACUGCAAUGUUCAGACAGAAAAACUUAUGACGACAAUGGCAUUGUGUGUGGCAAAGUUCGCGACUAGCAACUCGUGUUCUGUGCCCAUAAAAAGACUAUUUAUUUCUGUGAUGCAAAAGUGAAAAAAAAACAAUGUAAAAAAUAUAUUUUGUAAUAAAUGUUGUUUUAAAUAUA